UUUGUGCUCAUCGAGGAGGAGUCUGCUGGUUGACUUCCAGUAGCUGCCUGGCCACCGCCUUCUUUCUGCUCCCCCUCCCUUCCCUCCUCAUCCCCUCCCAUCCUCCUCCUCAUCCUCCUCCUCCUCCUCCUCCUUCAGCCGCUACUGCAGCAGCAUCCCGGUGCCUCCUGGAUCCAUGAAGAAAGCCCCCCUGCACGGCACGUCCCCCGCCACGAUGGGCCGAGAGCUAUAUACUGCGUUGUUGUGUUGAUAUCGAGAUAUUUCAGUUAUCAAAUAUGAAUCAUGCAUUUGAUAUUUCUGGCCACUUUGCUCGUCAGCAUCCUUUCGCCUUGGCUUCAUCCAUCACUAGCGUCAUCCGAUUCUCAAGGAGCAGGGGACAAGGUUGAGAGGGACGCAGUGCCAGCCCUGCUGAAGCAACAGGCAACUGCAGCACCUGCCACAGACAACACAACACAGCAUGCAGCAGAGCAUGUGAUCACCUACCCCUCGCGGUUGAUCUACUACCUAAACGAGGACUCGGAGAGCACUUACCAUGACCUGGACACCCGCACCAAGAACCAAGCCACAGACGGGCAGGUGGUCCACCUCGCCCAAGCCAGUUUCCAGUUAGAAGCAUUUGGCUCCAGAUUUGUUCUGGAUCUAGCACUGAACACUGACUUGCUGUCUUCAGAUUAUGUUGAAAUCCACUAUGAGGCGGGCAAACCUGUCCUAUCAAAGGGCGGUGAGCACUGUUACUACCACGGCCAGGUGAGAGGGAACGAUAACUCCCAUGUGGCCUUAUCUACCUGCAACGGGCUGCACGGGAUGUUUGACGAUGGAGUCUAUGUGUAUCUAAUUGAGCCCUUACAACAGACUCAUUCAAUGGAUACAGCUGCAAGGCCUCACAAACUAAGACGAGCAGCCUCCCUUCAGAGGAACAAUGAUUCAGAGGAACAGGUUGAGGAGGAGGAGCAGCUCUUCUCAGAGCUCGAUGACUUGUCCUGGCUGAGGCGCAGGAAAAAGCGAGCAAUGCCUCGCAGUGUGUUUGAGGAGAUGAAGUAUUUGGAGAUUAUGAUUGUCAGUGACCACAGUAUGUAUAAACGACACAAGACCAAGCAGCACACAAGGAAUUUUGCCAAGUCUGUGGUGAACUUUGUGGACGCUAUCUUCAAAGAGCAGCUGCAUACACGUGUGGUGCUCGUCGCUGUGGAGAUCUGGACGGACAAGGAUCAGAUCCCCGUCAGCGUCAGGCCAUUGGAGAUGCUGCGGGAUUUCUCCAAGUACCGGCAGCAGAGCAUCAAGCACCACGCAGACGCUGUGCACCUCUUCUCAAAUGUGACCUUCCACUACCGCAGAAGCAGCGCAGCAUACUUUGGAGGCAUGUGUUCCGUCAGCCGAGGAGUCGGGGUCAAUGAGUACGGCACCACCUGGUCCAUGGCAGGGUCUCUGUCCCAGAGCCUGGCUCAGAACCUGGGCAUCCAGUGGGACCCAGCAUCCAGGAGAAAGGAAUGUGGUUGUGUUGACUCAUGGACUGGCUGCAUAAUGGAGGACACUGGUGUCCAACACCCACGGAGAUUCUCCAAAUGCAGCAUCUCAGACUACAAGGACUUCCUUCAGAAAGGUGGAGGCUCGUGUCUGUUUAACAGGCCAACCAAGCUGUUCGAGGCAACAGAAUGUGGUAAUGGAUUUGUGGAAGUGGGAGAGGAGUGCGACUGCGGAGCGAGAGCGGAGUGCUACAAAGAGUGCUGCAAGAAGUGUUCCCUUGCUAACGGGGCGCACUGCAGUGAUGGCCCGUGCUGCAAUAACACAUGUCUGUUUUAUCCUCGAGGUUACAGUUGCCGCUAUGCUGUAAACGACUGUGAUAUCUCAGAGACGUGCUCUGGGGACUCUGGACAGUGCCCUCCCAAUCUUCACAAACAAGAUGGUUACCUCUGCCAGUUAAACCAGGGCCGCUGCUACAAUGGAGAUUGCAAGACCAGGGAAAACCAGUGUAAAUACAUCUGGGGGUCAAAGGCUGGAGGCUCGGAGAAGUUCUGCUAUGAGAAGCUGAACACAGAGGGCACAGAGAAGGGCAACUGUGGGAAGGAUGGAGACAAAUGGAUCCAGUGUAGCAAACAUGAUGUGUUCUGUGGUUACCUUUUGUGCUCCAACAUCGGCCGCAGCCCACGCAUCGGCAUUAUGAAAGGAGAUAUCACACCAGCCUCCUUCAACCAUCAAGGCAGACUGGUAGACUGCAGUGGUGGCCAUGUCCUUUUGGAUGAUGAGACUGAUUUAGGCUACGUGGAGGAUGGGACUCCCUGUGGGCCGUCAAUGAUGUGCCUUGACCGCAAGUGUCUGCCCAUCCAGUCACUCAACAUGAGCACCUGCCCCAGUGGACCUAACGGACAGGUGUGCUCUGCCCAUGGGGUGUGCAACAAUGAAGCCACAUGCACCUGCGACACUACCUGGGCGGGGACAGACUGUAGCAUGCCUGACCCGCCUAAAGAGCCUGUGACCAUUCCGGAUGAAGGACCCAAGGUGAGCGUGGCCACUAACAGGCUGAUAGGGGCAGUAGCAGGGACCAUUCUGGCCCUGGGGGUGAUUUUUGGAGGCACAGGGUGGGGAAUAGAAAAUGUGAAGAAACGGCGAUACGACCCCAACGCCACAGCCAUUUAACCCAAGGAGAGAUGGCAAUCGCAGACGGACUCUUCCAAGGCUUCCUUAGUUGGCUACCUGACAGCUGGACUGCACUUAUUGCUGCUGAUCUUUGGCAUUAGAUUUACUUGAAAAAGACAUAGUGGACAUUUUAACAAAUUCCAUCGUAGUGACGUUAGAAAUGCAGCCUUUUCAACUCCACCUCACCCAUGUAACAAACCCCUCACACCCUGAUCUCUAGAGUGACAGAGCUCCUCUUCCAUCCUUUAGUGCCAGUGCACAGGCGUUCAGGCGGAAUCCACACCACUCUCUCACCUGGCAUGAUUAUCCGCACAAAAGCGUGCUGCUUGCUGGCCCCCUGGCAUGAAGAGCCCUCCCUGCAGGGCUCUGCAUGGCUAUGAAAGCUACAAAUAUACUGCAAAAAAAAAAAGAAAACAUACAAAGAGAAAAAAAAAUUAUCUUAUGCAGGAGAUAACCUCGUUAAAAACCAAACCCAGUGGAGAGCCGGUUGAAGCUCCUAUAGUUCACGUUUUAGGUGCUGUAGAUGAUAAAGGAGGCUGCAUCUGAGGACCUGUAAGGGCAGUGCAGACCACAUAGUGAAUGCACACACACAAAAUUGUAUAUAAAUAAGGAGUUCAGGUUUGGAAUUAACAGCAUAUUUUACAAGGACAUCAAUUGCUUUUGUUUUUUAUCUCAGCAUGUUGUAUAGCGGGUGUUUUUGGCAAUGUUAUUGAUAAAAAAGAAACUGGGCCAAAACUGUAAUUACACGCUGCAUUCCUGCAAUUGGCUGUCAAAGGUUAGAUUCAGAGGACAGAGCAGCCGUGGUGGUUGAGGAGAAGCAUGUCAGUUCUAGAGGGAUUCAGACUGAUAACACGUCAGAUUAACUUCACAAGAUCCACCCCCCUCCCCUCCCCUCCCUCCCGAAGUAUCUCAAAAGCCAAAGAACCAAUCACCUGAACAUAUGGAUGUUGUUGCACACAGAGCACUUUCCCCUCUGUCUGCAGCCAGUGGUGCCUCUCCUACUGCUGAGGGCAUGAAGUCUGUCCAUGCAGGCGCUCACCUGUAACCAGCCAGGUCUCACGUAACAGUCCUCAUCAACACCCACUAUACCGGCUUAACCUUUUGCUCUCAUAAACUCUUAGAAAUCAAGUUCAGCUCUACUGGUAACGCUGCAUGCAAUCACUAUAGUGGGCUUAUAAUUCUAUAUGGGAGUCCCCAAAAUCCGCAAGAAAAAUAUGCUACAAAAGAUAGGUGCAUGUCAACAACGAAAACAUUUAACUUUUAUUUACUAUGCAAAGAGAGAUAUUGCACAAACGUAUGGGUAAUAAUGAUAUCAGUGUAGACAUGGAAUUUACAAAAACCCUUCUGCUAAUCAGCUAAUCUUUUGUAUUUGGCCACUCCCACGUCUCGUUUCACUUCGCUUCAACGUACUCAAACUAUGAAUGGACGAAUGAAGAAAAAAAAGGCGAAUUAAUAUUUCCAAUGAAAAGCGAGAGAGCACCCUUUUACAUUUGUGGAACUGAAAAUCAUUUUUGUGUGUUUUUCAUCCGGUCUGAUAUUUUUAAUCUCACACAUGCACACACACACACACACACACACACAUAAACACGUACACAAAAACACACUGUAUGGUGCCUGUACAUAUCGAGGCCUGAACAGUUUCCUUGUGCAGGGCUAUUAUUUCCAGUCCAGCUGAUAGUUGGUGUGUUCCAGGUGCUGCCAUAGCACUGGCAUCGUUGUAAUCCUUCAUGUUACUCAUCAUCUGGUGUCCCUCUCUCACUGCAUCAUGUACAGUUGGACCGAUGAAUAAACUA
Epinephelus fuscoguttatus (brown-marbled grouper) is the source of this 4427-nucleotide messenger RNA. It is a transcript of the gene adam23b, whose product is annotated as disintegrin and metalloproteinase domain-containing protein 23. The coding region runs from base 283 to 2634 and encodes 783 amino acids. The record is from RefSeq and is a predicted model, not a curated record. The transcript is spliced from 26 exons. NCBI's taxonomy places the organism in Eukaryota, Metazoa, Chordata, Actinopteri, Perciformes, Serranidae. Gene Ontology annotation, molecular function: metalloendopeptidase activity. Gene Ontology annotation, cellular component: presynaptic membrane. Gene Ontology annotation, biological process: proteolysis.